AGGGGCGCCAGGCCCUCCCCCGCCGCCCAUUGGGCCGGGAGGCGGCCAUAUGUCCGCCGCCGGCGCGGCGCAGCGGGAGCCGCGCGGCGAGGUCCGGCCGCCGGCGGCGCUGCCGGGGCGCGCGCUGGCGGAGCGGCUGCAUGCAGAGGCGGAGGCCCGGCGGCAGAGGCGCGGCGAGGAGGAGGAAGCGCAGCGCCGCGCCGUGGCGCUCGCUGCGCAGGGGCCGAAGGCGAGCGCCAGGUCGAUGGAGCUACUGAGGGGGAGGCCCGUGUCCUUCGAGGAGCGAGCGCGAGAGUACGCCGCGUCCCGCGAGCAGAUGCUGCAAAGGAAGCUGCAGGAGAGGCGUGCGCGCGAGCGCGAGGAGGCGCCGGGCAGGCCGGCGAUCUCGGAGAGGGCCCAGCGCGUGCAGCGGAUGGCGGACGACUGGGACAACUGGGAGAGGCGGCGCCAGCAGCGCAUCCACCAGGGGGUCGUGCAGCGCGUCGCCGAGGAGCAGCGCGAGUGCACCUUCCGCCCCCAAAAUCAGCGUCCCGCCUAGUGUUGGGGCGCCGGCGUAAAGUCUCAAGUUUCCGUUCCCAUGGCGGCCGCCGACCGCGGGAAAGGGCGGGCGCGUCUUGGAGCCGAGCUGCCAGCUCCGCCUCCGUGCUCGAUCUGCCGAGCCGGGUCGAUGCGCGAGGGCUCUGGUGCCCCCAAAAGCGGGGCGAAAACGCCCGUCCGGCUGCGGGGCUCGAGAGGCGGGG
This is a messenger RNA of Prorocentrum cordatum, 740 nucleotides long. The record is from the annotation of a GenBank genome assembly. NCBI's taxonomy places the organism in Eukaryota, Dinophyceae, Prorocentrales, Prorocentraceae.